AUGGGUGAUCUUCAAGUUUGUGACUUUCCUACUGAAAACGGCCAUCAUCAUCAUCACCAUCACCAUCAUGAUCAUGAUCAUCAGCAUCGUCUUCUGGGUUCGGGUCAAGACCCGCUUUCUCCUUCUUCUUCGAAUCCGGAUCCUGGGUCAAUUGGUGAAGAGAAUUGGGAGAGAGCAGAGGAAGUUACAAGAGAGAUUGUUCAUAGAAUACACCCAACUGUAGAAUCCAAUUUCAAGAGGAAACAAGUUAUUGAUUAUGUUCAAGGACUCAUUAAAUCCUCUCUUGGAUCUGAGGUUUUCCCAUAUGGGUCAGUUCCUUUAAAGACGUAUCUCCCUGAUGGGGAUAUUGACCUGACUACCAUUAGCAGUCCUGCCGUUGAGGAUGCUUUGGUCUCGGACGUUCAUGCUGUUCUAAGAAGAGAAGAGCUGAAUGACGACGCUCUGUACGAAGUGAAGGAUGUCCAUUGCAUUGAUGCUGAGAAGUUGACAUUUGCAAUACCACUUAUUGUGCAGGUUGAUCGGCUUGUUGGAAAAACUCACCUCUUCAAACGCAGCAUUAUUCUGAUCAAAGCUUGGUGCUAUUAUGAGAGUCGUAUUCUUGGUGCUCAUCAUGCUAAGCCACCUGAAAAUGGGAGCAGUGAAUUAUUGCUUAGUGAUGAAUUUCUCAAAGAUUGUGUGGAUAGGUUCUCUGUCCCAUCGAGAAAGCCUGAGAUGAAUUCACGUCCUUUUCCCCAGAAGCAUCUUAAUAUAGUUGAUCCAUUGAAGGAAAAUAAUAACCUUGGGCGCAGUGUCAAUAGAGGUAAUUUCUUUCGAAUAAGGAGUGCCUUCAAAUAUGGAGCUCGCAAGCUUGGGCGAAUUCUUUUGCUACCCAGAGAGAGAAUAGCUGAUGAGCUCAAAACAUUCUUUGCAAAUACUUUGGAUAGACAUGGAAGUGAAUAUUGGAGUGAUGUGCAAAAUUCUGAAUUAGCAUCUGGUGCUAGAAGUUCUGAUAACUCAUUAUCACUGUCAUCGCACUCUGAUACAUGCUCUGAAGACGAUAUACGUCUGAAAUCUACUGGUGGCUCUGAUAAUGAUACGUUAUUUUCCGAAAAAUCUGAUCAUGCUCCUCAAUUCCAUCUCCCAGGCUUAUCUGGAGAAAAUGGAAAAAUUAAAAAUGGUGUCUCCUCUGGAGAAAUGCUUACAAAUUUUGGUGCUGAUGAUGAAAUGAGUUGUACUGUCAGGCCAGAACCUAAACAGAACCAUUUUGUUAGUAUUUCAGUCUGUUCAUGUACUAAGCAUGAGGAAAUAGCUUCAUCCGCUUCAACAAUCCCCAUUCCUGCUGAUAGUGUUUCAGAGAACCUGUCACCUACUCUUGGAGGAAAAGACUUUUCUGGGAUUCCUGGAAAUUCCCAAUCUUGGAAAUCCUUGUUGGGCCUCAGAGGGGAUCACAAUGGCCACUUAGAAAGUUUGGCAUAUAGUCAGUAUUGCCAUAUGUAUGCCAUAUCUGCGCCUAUACCACCCUGUCCUUCCAUGUUUCCUCAGUCAGAGGACAAGAAUCGCUGGGAAACUGUUCGACAAUCCCUACAGUUGAAGCGGAAUGGUCAUUCUCAAAUGAACGGCAACCAUGUUCUUGGAACACAGUUCUAUUGUGUUAACCCAGGGGCACCAUUUAGAGUUGCUACCAAUCUUGAAGAAAAGAAGAAACGACGAGGAACAGGAACAUACAUUCCCAACAUGAGUUAUCAAUCAAGUAGGGUGGAUAGGUUGUCCUUGGGAAGAGGAAGGACUCAGGCACUAGCAAAUCAUGGUCAGUUGCAUAAACAAGCCCAUGAAAAUGGUUUGCCUACAACUUUGCAGGAGAAGAAUCUGUCUGAACGUGGCCAUGAUCUUUCAGAGGCAGAGUACCCACAUCUUGUUAAUGGGAAGCCUAUGCCACUAGAUGCUCACCACUCUUACCCUUCCGUAUGGGGAUCUUCCAAUGCCAAUGGUUCCUCCCGUGCAUCACUGAAAACUGAUUUUGGGUCUCAGGGCCUUCAUUAUCUGGAAGGGCCUUUUUUCACAUCAGAUUUAUGCACGCCAUACUCUGGGGCCUCAGCUACAAGCCCUGUCCCAUCAGUGGCCGAUGACCCUGAGUCGAUUUUAGAAAAUGAGCAAGAUAGAGCACAGUUGUACUCACAGCUCAAGACUGCACCAGCCGGGAAUCGAACCCGGGUCUGUACCGUGGCAGGGUACUAUUCUACCACUAGACCACUGAAUGAUGAUAUGACAAAUAAACUCACUUAUUGCUUGAACAAGAUGGAGGCGGCCUUGGUACCUAAACAAGUUGAAGCGCAUGCUCUCGAUGAAACCAAAGCUGAUCAUGGCUAUGCUGAGACUGAUCCUACAGGGCGGUAUGGUCGGUUUGAAGAAGUUCUUGGCAAAGGAGCAAUGAAAACGGUGUACAAGGCAAUAGAUGAAUUUCUGGGAAUAGAGGUGGCAUGGAACCAGGUCAAACUCAAUAAGGUGCUUUGCUCACCAGAUGAUUUGCAGAGGCUUUACUCAGAAGUUCAUCUGCUCAGCACCCUCAGUCAUGACUCUAUCAUCAAAUUUUACACCUCUUGGAUUGAUGUUCGUCGAAAGACCUUUAACUUCAUCACUGAAAUGUUUACUUCAGGAACUCUCAGAGAAUACCGCAAAAAAUAUAACCGUGUGAACAUCCGAGCCAUCAAGAAAUGGGCUCGACAAAUCUUAGAGGGCAUCGUGUAUUUACAUGGCCAUGAUCCUCCGGUAAUUCAUCGAGACCUAAAAUGUGACAAUAUCUUUGUCAAUGGCCAUCUUGGACAGGUCAAGAUUGGUGAUCUAGGCCUUGCAGCAAUUCUCCGGGGUUCGCAAUCAGCACACAGUGUUAUAGGCACUCCAGAGUUCAUGGCGCCAGAACUAUAUGAGGAGGAUUACAAUGAACUAGUUGAUGUCUACUCAUUUGGCAUGUGUGUGUUAGAGAUGCUCACAGCCGAAUACCCUUACAGUGAAUGUUCUAAUCCAGCGCAAAUUUACAAGAAAGUCACAUCGGGGAAGUUGCCGGCAGUUUUCUACCGGAUUCAAGACUUGGAAGCUCAGCGGUUUAUUGGAAAAUGUUUAGUAACUGCUUCAAAGAGAUUGUCCGCGAAAGAGCUGCUGCUCGAUCCGUUUCUUGCAUCUGAUGAAGCUGAACCGUUAAAUGUUCCAAGGUUCAGAAAUCAGAAGCCAUUUUUGAAUGACAGGGAAAUAGAGAAACUGCAACUGAAUGAUCAUCCCCCAAGGACAGACAUGACGAUUACAGGGAAGCUGAACCCUGAAGAUGAUACCAUCUUUCUUAAAGUGCAAAUUGCUAAUGAAGAUGGAACUCCUAGGAACAUAUUUUUUCCUUUCGACAUUUUACAUGAUACACCGAUUGAUGUUGCAAUGGAGAUGGUCAAGGAGCUUGAGAUACAUGACUGGGAACCGUUUGAAAUUGCUGAUAUGAUUGACGGGGCGAUUUCAGCUCUAUUGCCGAAUUGGAAGAAAUGGGACUUACCUCAUUUUGAAUCCCGCCAUAUAUUUGAUUACCGAGAAGAUGAUGGGCAUAACCAUCCUUUCCACUCUUCCUCCUCAUGUUCAUCAUCUCCUGCAUCCCUAUCAGGAUUAAUGCCACAUUUGAUCCAAGAUGAUUUGUUUGAUGAUACCAGCUCUCAAAGCUCUUCACACUCAGGAUCAUAUUCUUGCUUGAACUACGUCUGUGGCGAUGAGCACAAGUUUGAUUUAAGCUCAACAAGGAGAGAUAAACAUCAGAUCACAAGGACUCAAAAUUCAACAAGAUUCUGUCCUCGGGACAAUUCAAAUUCUAAUAUUGGGGAGGUACUUGCUGCAAAUGCCUACAACAACUGCAAGGUUCUGCUGGAAUCACAAAGUAGAACUUCUAGCUCUAAAAGCAAAAGGAUGAUGGACAGUCGUAGAUUAACAAGGAACCGGUCAUUCGUAGAUAUUCGUAGCCAGUUUCUGCACCGAUCGUUGGUGGAAGAAGUGCACAAGAGACGUUUGUCCAAGACAGUAGGAGAUGUAGAACAUGUUGGUUUUCAGGCACCUACUGAGUUCAGACCUUCCUCAGCUGACAGAUCCUCAGCUGUCCUAGGCCUCUCUCAUGAUUUAGUUUCUGGGAGAACUAUAGAGCUUGCUGUCCUGGAUUGGCAAUGGCAAGUCAAGUAUGGAGAUUUUAUACUGUUUACGGCUGUGGACGUUAGUGAUCAAGUCAAUGGUGUUAAUUGUGUCUGA
This is a messenger RNA of Dovyalis caffra, 4245 nucleotides long. NCBI's taxonomy places the organism in Eukaryota, Viridiplantae, Streptophyta, Magnoliopsida, Malpighiales, Salicaceae. The record is from the annotation of a GenBank genome assembly.